GUCGACCUCCACAUAGCUGAAAGGUCAGUUUGCCAGGCCGCCAUUUUGAUUUAUCGGAUGAUCACGGGCAAGAUCCAUUUGUGUCCAGUCUGGCCAUUUUGAAGACAAAUUAUUCUCGUAACACAUUAGCAGUUAGUCAGAACCAUAAACCGAAAUGGGCGAGAGUAGCGGUGAGGUCGCUAUGGACGAUCAUCCAGCUGUUCACCCUGGGGACGAUACAAGCAGCAGCGAGACAUUAGACACGGGAAGGCAGCAAAACAAGGAGGGGGACAUUCCCUGCGAGGAAACAUGCAGUGUAAAGUCUGAAAAUCCUGCACAAGUUAAAACAAAGCAGGCGGACAGGCUUGCGGUGAAACGUAUUGUGGACAAACGCUUUGCGUGUACGGAAUGUGACUAUAGAGCAGCCUUUAGGUCUCAACUAUUGAUACACACAAGAAAACAUACAGGUGAAAAACCGUAUAAAUGUGACCAGUGCGAGUAUUCUGCUUCACAGAAAGGAAGUUUAGACCAACACAUGACUAAACACACCGGGGAAAAAGACUAUAAAUGUGAUGAGUGUGACUAUGCUGCGGCAACCAAACACAGUUUGGACCAACACAUGACUAGACACACCGGAGAGAAACCCUUCAUGUGUGGAGAGUGCGGAUAUAGAACGGCUAACCGGGCCUCUUUAACCGUACAUAUGAGAAAACAUACUGGCGUGAAACCUUAUAAGUGUGGCCAGUGUGACUAUUCUGCUGCAAAGAAAGGAAAUUUAGACCAACACAUGACUAAACAUUCCGGAGAAAAACCCUACAUGUGUGGAAAGUGUGGAUACAGAACUGCUCGCAAGAUUGACCUAUCCCGACAUAUGAGAACACAUACAAGCGAGAAACCCUACAAAUGUGACCAAUGCGACUAUGCUGUUACAGACAAAAGGCAUCUAAAGAAACACCUGGACAAACACGCUUCUUAGGGUCAUAGUGUACACGUGUGUACACAGGACGUUUGGCCGGUCUAACAUUUGAAACUAUAAGUGAAGACUGACUAACAUUUUCCAACAAUCGCUUGACACAGGAGAAAUCCCCCAAGACUGGAGGGAUGCAAACAUAUGCGCCAUUUUCAAAAAGGGAGACAGAGCGGUCCCCAGUAACUACAGACCUGUUUCACUUACCUGUAUUUCCUGUAAACUACUCGAACACAUUAUCCAUAGCCAUAUCAUGAAACACUUAGAA
Messenger RNA from Branchiostoma floridae (Florida lancelet), 1214 nucleotides. RefSeq names its product zinc finger protein 525-like. NCBI's taxonomy places the organism in Eukaryota, Metazoa, Chordata, Leptocardii, Amphioxiformes, Branchiostomatidae. Gene Ontology annotation, molecular function: RNA polymerase II transcription regulatory region sequence-specific DNA binding; DNA-binding transcription factor activity, RNA polymerase II-specific. The record is from RefSeq and is a predicted model, not a curated record. The coding region runs from base 155 to 955 and encodes 266 amino acids. Gene Ontology annotation, biological process: regulation of transcription by RNA polymerase II. The transcript is spliced from 2 exons. Gene Ontology annotation, cellular component: nucleus.